Molecule: messenger RNA, 744 nt
Organism: Acaulospora colombiana
Lineage: Eukaryota; Fungi; Glomeromycota; Glomeromycetes; Diversisporales; Acaulosporaceae
Source: the annotation of a GenBank genome assembly
AUGUCGGCCACACAAGGUUGUAAAAGCUAUAUAUUUCCCGUAGACUAUGAUAAAUCCGUAAGAUUAAUCGAUACUCCCGGAAUUGGUGACACCAGAGGAAUCGAAAAAGAUGCGGAAAAUUUUGGAAACAUUCUAAGAUACAUUGGUCAUUACGAACACCUAAAUGGGAUCUACAUUCUCCUUAAGCCCAAUAAUGCACGAUUAAACGUGGUGUUUAAGUAUUGUGUGCAAGAAUUAUUAACACACCUUCACAAAAGCGCCAAGGACAAUAUUGUUUUCUGCUUCACAAAUGCUAGAUCAACAUUUUAUCGUCCGGGAGAUACAUUACCGACACUUAGAGAACAACUCAGUAAUCUAAAGGAAAGAUCUAACAUUGAGAUAAGAACAGAUAAAAAUACAAUGUAUUGUUUUGACAAUGAAUCGUUUAGAUUUUUAGCAGCUCUACGGGAAAAUAUGAAAUUUUCGGAAGAUGAUAUUAAAAAUUUUUCUGAGAGCUGGAAAAAAUCAGUACAAGAAUCUUGGAGACUCUUCAAGCAUAUUACAUCACUUCAACCUCAUAGAACGGAAGAAACUUUAUCGCUUAACAAUGUCAGAAAGAACGUGAUGAUUCUUUCCAAACCACUCGCGGAAAUUGGUCAGUUGAUCCAAGUAAAUAUUAGUAUAAUCAGAGAUCAACAAAAGGAAAUCGAAAACUCUAGCCAAUCCAUAGAAGAUUUAAGAAAAGACUUUAUACCACACUUUUAG